AUGGAAAGUUCUAGCCAAAAUACAGAAACAACUGGAAAGGAUCAACAGAAAAUCCUGAAUCUCUCAGAUCCACCAACAGUAGGCGGAAGCUCAAGUACGGAAUCUGUGGAACGAGCUACCAAGUUGGCCGAAGAAUAUGAGACAGGCAAUGAUGACAAUAUUAGCGGAGUUUCUCAGGAGUUUGUAGCGCAUGCCAGUGAGACUGGUCAGCUUCAAAGUCUAGAAAACGAACAAAGUCAUUCUAUCCAAGAAACUCCAGUAGAGCCGCAGCUCCAACAGCAACUAAAAUCUAGCAAAAACCGACAGAAACAAACAAAUGAACAACGUCAUGAACAUAAUGAGCAACAUCGCCAACAUCAGCAACAGAUUUCACAACAGCAACAGAUUUCACAACAGCAACAGAUUUCACAACAGCAACAGCUUUCACAACAGCAACAGCUUUCACAGCAACAACAACAGCAACAGCUUUCACAGCAACAACAACAGCAACAGCAACAGCAACAACAACAACAACAGCAACAGCAUCAUCAACAACAACAUAUACAACAGCAACAGCUUCCACAACAGCUCAAUAGGAAUGAUGUUUCUUCAUUCAUUAAUAUACCCAGCUACUUGUACCCCAAUGCCAAUGUUUCGUUGGGCUACACUAAUAACAGCAAUAACAGCAGCAAUUCAGUAUCGUCUAAUAGUAACAACUACUAUGUGACAUCGAGAUCAAACUCAAUAGAUCCGCACAAUUUUCAGAAUGGAAAUUCCAUUUCUAUUGCUUCUGCUGCUACAAAUGCUGCUGAGCAAGAGGCGCAAUCGUUCCAGUUCAGACCGGGAAGACCCAAAAAGAACGACGAAAUUGACAUUAAGAAAUUCAACUCCAAAACUGUAGCUAACACGUCGCAUACAAGACCCUUUGCCUGUACUUUCACAGGGUGUUCUUGGUCUUUUGCCAGAAUGUCUGAUUUGAGAAGACAUACCAAAUCACAUUCCGAGCCAUUAUUCCAUUGCCCGUAUUGGCGUAAUGAUCCUACUUGCCAUAGAAAUGGAGGUGCUUUCAAUAGGCUAGAUGUAUUGAAAAGACAUCUCCGUCUUGUUCAUUACGUUAAGGACAAGAAGCAGUUUACCCAGGAUUCAUCAAGAGACGAUCCAGGCUGGUGUAGAGCCUGCCAGCUUAUGUUUCCCAAUUCCAGGAUAUUCGUUGAACAUUGCUUGGAGUGCUCGCAACAGCUAGUUCCAACAGAGUGGAAGAGUAGCUCAGGAAGCAGCAGCACUUCGAGCUAUUCUAGACAAAAGAAUCCUGCUGUAUUCCAACCUAAUCCCUUUAUUCCCUUGCCACUUCCUCAACAACAGCAAAAUCAACAACAACAUCAGCAGCCUGAUUACACUGACAACUCACAAGCUAAUCACUUGUACGAGCUCUCAAGACUAAGCACAGAAGAAAAAGUAGUGGCUGAAGCUUACUUCUUGAAUGCAGACAGCGGUCAUGAUAACAUCGACGAGGAAACGGGCAAAAGAGUAAUUGGAUACCCGUCUAUUCAAGACAAAAAGAGACUUAAAUCUGAUGGUAUAUAG
Molecule: messenger RNA, 1563 nt
Organism: Scheffersomyces stipitis CBS 6054
Lineage: Eukaryota; Fungi; Ascomycota; Pichiomycetes; Serinales; Debaryomycetaceae
Gene: SWI5
Exons: 1
Coding region: 1-1563 (520 amino acids)
Biological process (GO): regulation of transcription by RNA polymerase II
Molecular function (GO): RNA polymerase II cis-regulatory region sequence-specific DNA binding; DNA-binding transcription factor activity, RNA polymerase II-specific
Source: RefSeq, a predicted model, not a curated record